Aethina tumida (small hive beetle) is the source of this 6186-nucleotide messenger RNA. Its product is annotated as neuroglian. The transcript is spliced from 10 exons. NCBI's taxonomy places the organism in Eukaryota, Metazoa, Arthropoda, Insecta, Coleoptera, Nitidulidae. The coding region runs from base 255 to 4004 and encodes 1249 amino acids. The record is from RefSeq and is a predicted model, not a curated record. Gene Ontology annotation, molecular function: cell-cell adhesion mediator activity. Gene Ontology annotation, biological process: brain development; cell-cell adhesion.
UUUCACAGAAUUUACUAAGCACACCCAGAGACGAUAAUGCAAUGAGACAAUAUUAAUAACAUUCAGUUUUGCAUUAUAAUUUUUUAUUAACGAACCGACCGUCGCGAACGCUGCAGAUUGUUUAGUUGUAUGUGACGCGUUAGAGUGACCGCACCUAUUACAGUUCUGUGGUUUUGUGUGGUAUAAAAGGUGUAUUAUCGUAAUGACGAAAAAAUAAAUAUCAAUAAAGGAAUUAUAAGGUGUUGACUUUGAAAAUGAAGAACCCGUUUUAUUUUAGUAUUUUCCUGUUACUACUACAAUUCGGCGACAUUAUAGGCAGAGAAAUACCAUCCCCACCAUACAUAAUAAAACAACCCCCAACCGACGAGGUGCUGUUCCAAGUGGAAUCGAACGGAGAGAACGACAAACCCUUCUACAUAGAAUGCGAGGCUACCGGCGAACCAGCACCCAGAUACUACUGGGUGAAGAACGGUAAACCGUUCGCGUGGCAGACCUACGACGACCGUAUCUCCCAACAGACCGGCCGUGGUACCCUCUCAAUCUCGAAACCCUCCGACGUCGACUUGGGUCAGUACCAAUGCUUCGCCGAAAAUCAAUACGGCGUCGCCACAUCCAACUCGGUGUUCAUGCGAAAGGCCGAACUGAACUCGUUCAAGUCGACACAGCCGUUGUCGUUGACGGGAGCUGAGGGCGAACCCUUCCAGCUGCAAUGUUCGCCGCCGGACGGCUGGCCCAAGCCGGUCGUUCACUGGAUCUACUUCUUCACGAACGGCGCCUUCAAGACCAUCAACAGCUCGAGGAUGACGCUGGAUCCGGAGGGUAACCUGUGGUUCUCCAACUUGACCAAGGCCGAUGUGACGGACGACUUCAUGUACGCCUGUGCGGCCACCUCACCCACCAAAUACGAGUACAAAUAUGGUAACAGAGUGCUUCUCAAUGUAAUAUCCAACGGCGUGUCCGCUGCCCAGAACAAAUUUGCCCCAGUGAUGCAAUACGUAACCAGGAAAAACGAAGUGGCGUACAGAGGCAAGAGGGCUGAACUGUUUUGUAUAUUUGGCGGGACGCCGCUACCGCAGACUGUGUGGUCGAAGAACGGGGCGCUGGUUCAAGGGUCGGAUCGAAUAACGCAGGGCAAUUACGGGAAAUCGCUAAUCAUUAAAGCGGUCGACUUCCAGGACGAGGGCACCUACACCUGCGAAGUCAGCAACGGUGUAGGUGAAGCCAAGUCUUACUCCAUCAACCUGAAAGUUUUAGCCGUGCCCUACUUCAUCGUUGAACCGGAAAAGGUCAAUGCGGCUGAAGACGAGACUGCAGUGUUCGAGUGUCAGGCUGCCGGUGUUCCGGAGCCCGAAAUCAAAUGGAUCCACAACGGCAAACCGAUUGCGGAGGCGCCGCCAAAUCCACGCAGGAAGGUUUACAAGAACAAGAUCAUCAUCGAGGGUUUGCAGAAGAACGAUACCGGCAACUACGGUUGUAACGCCACCAAUCAACUUGGAUACGUCUACAAAGACGUUUACGUCAACGUUCUAGCUUUGGCGCCUGAAAUAACCGAGGCACCGAAAGACACAGAAGCGGUAGACAACCAGAACAUUACGAUGAUCUGCAAGGUGUUGGGCGCUCCGAAACCCAACGUCAAAUGGAUCCACAACGGCAAAGAACUGACCGGAGGCAGAUACACCAUAUUGGAAAACGGCGAUCUGUUCAUUUCGAAAAUACAAUUCGACGACCGGGGUAACUACACAUGUUACGCCGAGAACAAACUAGGUUCGACGAAAGCGAGCGCCAGAUUGGACAUCAAGACGCAUACGUACAUCACCGACGGCCCCGAAGACUACGAAGUGGAGGCGGGCACGUUGGCCACGUUCAGGUGUAACGCUGUGGCCGACGAGUCGCUCAACCUCGAGAUAUUGUGGCUGAAGAACAACGAGCAAAUCGACUUCGAAGGGGAACCGCGGUUCGUCAAGUCCUCGGACUACUCGCUUACGAUUACCAAGACUAUUGAAUUGGAUUCUGGUACUUAUACCUGUUUAGCUAAGACUGAGUUAGAUGAAGCCAAAGCUCAAGCACAACUCACUGUGCAAGAUGUUCCUAAUCCCCCACAUAUGCAAGGUGUGGAAUGUCAUGCCAAGGACGCGACAAUAAGCUGGCAACCGAUGGGAGACAACCGCGCCCCAAUCCUCCAUUACAUCCUGCAGUUCAACACCAGUUUCACACCGGACUCGUGGGAAGACGCCUACGACAACGUGCCGUCAGCCGACAUGACUUACAACGUUCCCAUGAGUCCUUGGGCCAAUUACACGUUCCGCGUAAUAGCCGUCAACAAAAUAGGCAAAUCCCUACCUUCUUCCCAUUCUGAAGUUUGCACCACACAACCAGAGGUGCCCCACAAGAAUCCCGACAACGUGGUGGGCGAAGGCGACCAGCCCGACAACCUGGUGAUCACCUGGACACCUAUGCCCAAGAUCGAGCACAACGCCCCCGGCUUCAAGUACAAGGUGUUCUGGAAGAGGGCAAUUCGUGGCAAACAGUUCGAAGUGAACGAAAUAACCGACUGGCAGCAGGGCAGAUUCGUCAUACCGAAUCAGCCGUCCUAUCAACAGUACCUGAUCAAAGUGGUCGCCUUCAACGAAAUGGGUGAGGCCGACGUGGCGCCCCAGGAGGUCGUCGGAUUCUCCGGCGAAAGUGAGCCCGAACAGGCGCCGCAAAAUUUCACAUUGAUGUCAAUUCAGAGUGCCACAACGGCAAUCCUCGGUUGGGAGCCGGUUCCGAUCGAAUCUGUCAAGGGUCAGUUUAAGGGUUACAAAAUUAAAAUCUGGAGCGACCAGUCUCCAGUCCCCAACGAGAUUUUGGUCCAGGGCGAGGCUAAGAGAGCUUUGGUAAACACUUUAGUGCCAUUCACUCAGAACUACGCCCAAGUAUACGUGUACAACGGCAAGUACAAUGGACCUCCCAGUGAGACUUUAAGGUUCGAGACACCGGAAGGUGUACCCGGAGAAAUGGACACCCUGGAGGCCACUCCGUUGGGCAGCUCCGCCUUCAUGCUAAACUGGAAGAAACCCGACAGGCCCAACGGAAUCCUCACCGGCUACAACAUCUACUACGCCACCGUUGACAACGCGAUGGAAGUGAGCCAGCCCAUCGAACGCACCCCACAAAUCACUGACCCCAACAGGCUCCGUGCCAAACUGGCCGGCCUGAGUCCCGGAACCAAGUACAGGAUAUACAUCAGCGCCACCACCAGUGCCGGCGAAUCCAAGAGGUUCUUCAUCGAACGAAUGACCAGAGAGGCGGGCUACCAGCACCCGUCCAAACCCAGCUUCGAGUGGAACAUCGUGCGCGACAGCAAGGCCGAAACGGCCAGCGUACAAGUCCACUGGCUGCCCAACGAAGACGGAAAGACCGGCUCGCACUUCUACGUCAAAUACAAGAAGCAAGGCGACACCGAGUACCUGCAAACGGCGCCAGAGAAGGCCGAAGACUUCACCGUCGUGUCCGGAUUGGAGACCGGCGAAUUGUACGACUUCAAAGUGACGUCCGUUGACGGAGACUACAACGUGGACAGCGACCCUAAAACGGUGAGCACGUACGACGUGGACGGGCCCAUAAUAAGGCCGAAGGAGAACGUAGCCACGGCCGGUUGGUUUAUCGGCAUGAUGUUGGCUAUCGCCUUCCUGUUGCUCAUACUGAUCAUCGCCUGCAUUGUGAAGAGAAACAGGGGCGGCAAGUACGCUGUCCACGAAAGGGAGCAGGCGAACGGUAGACACGACUAUCCCGACGAAGGAGGCUUCCACGAGUACUCGCAACCAUUGGACAAUAAGUCGCACGGCAGGGCCUCCAUGAGCAGCGAACCAAAAAUCGGACCUGAGAGUGAUACAGACUCCAUGGCUGAAUAUGGUGAUGGAGAUACAGAGGGUAUGAAUGAAGACGGUUCAUUUAUUGGCCAAUAUGGCCGCAAACGCGGACAAGGGGAGACCACAUCACAAGGGUUCACAACACUAGUUUAAUGUGUAGAUUUACCGAAGAUGGUUCCUUCAUUGGCCAAUAUGUUCCAAGUAACAUGAAACAACUAGGCACAAGUGGAACGUCCGGGGCAGCUAACAAUGCAAUGGCCACCUACGUUUAGUAAAAUUAUCCGAAGAGUUAUUUCGCUAAUAUGCGCCCGUCGCAUCGGUUACGCGCAACAAAGUAUGUGCAAGUGUGACGGUGCUUCAGGAAAAAUCAAAUGGAAUAAGCUUUCAGUGUUGUGCAUUUCUUUACCGGUACAUUACAUUUGUGUUUCGUGGAAACAGUUCUUCUCAAAGAUGUGUUCUAUUAUUAGUACUAUUAUUAUUAUUUUUUUUUGUUUAGAAUGUUAUUCUUCAUAAAUUCGUCCAAUUUUAUUUUUAAAUAGGUUCUAAUGUUUAAAAAUCAAAAUAAAUUUAAUGUAUAGUAAUAUAUUAUGUUUUCCAUUACAGUUUAAAAAUGAUUGAGAUACCGUUUUUUAAAUUGUAAUGGCAUUUGUUAAGUGUUAAAUAUUUUUUCUCUUCAAUCUUUAUUGUACUAUAGAUGAUUAUAGUAUAUUUAAAAAUGUUUAAAAAUUAUGUUCUACUCUAAUAGAUAUUUAACUAAGGCAUAUACUACUAUGCUUCGAUACGAAUUGAUCUUAAAUCUCAAAAUUCUCUCUAUAGAUAUUAGGGAUUAAAUAACUAAUCUCCCAUAGGAAAUCGUUUGUUAUAUUUUUUAUAUACAUUAUUUUUUUUUUUAUUCUUGACACUGCCUAAUAAUUUAUAAUGUAUAUCAGUUAAGGCUCCCAAUUGUCUCAGAAGUUGUUGCUACCAAUACUAUUUAUUUUUAUAUGAUUAUUAAUUAUUAUUUUUAAUGGUUCGACAUGAUUGUGUCUACAUCACAUCUUUUACUCAUUAAAUCAUGACAAUACAAUUUUAAAAUUUAGCCAAUACGUGGUAACAACAACUCGCAAACGAUCUGUGAACAGCGUUUUAUAAAUAUAGGUUUAGUAGGAGGCGUUUUUCAAUUAGUGUUUUUUUCUCUCAAGUGAUCGGACUGAAUUAUAUAAGAUGCGUCGACUGUUUUAUUUAAUCAGUCUGUAUCGAUUACAAUAAUCUCGUAUAUAGUUUUUGUUAUUUGUAAUAUAUAAUUUGUAUGUAUAGGAUUUGACUUAUCAUCAUCAUCUAAGAAGGAGAGUAGUCCUUUAUUCUUACAUAAAAAUAUAAUUGACUUGAUCUGUAUACAACCAGUGAAAAAAUAUAUUUUUGAAUAUAGGACAUUUUUAAUGGAAGGGUACUGAUAUUUGGCAAAUUUGGCAAUUGCGUGUUAUUUUGGGGAUUAAGCUUUCUGUAAAACAGGAUAGAGGUGCUAGUAAUGUGGUAAUUACUUUGUUGCAUGUUUGCUUGUUAUGUUAAAAGUAACAGCUUUGGAUAAAAAAUAAACCUGGUUUAAAUUUACGAAUGAAAUCGAGCACAUUCCAAAUUUAAACUCACAUUUAUUUUAUACGAGUACUAAUUUUCGGUGAGAAAGUGUUUUACUUACUAUUUUGGCUUUUGUGUAAAAUAUAUGAAAUGUUUUGUCAGUCACAGCACUUUAUAUAUGUAUAAGUAUAUAUGCAUAUCUAUUUAUAUUGGCAGAAAUAUUGCACUACUCUUUGUUGGUUAAUACUAGGAGUUUUUUUGUAAGAUGGAAAUUACCAAAGUACAGAUACAUUAAAACUGCAAUUUUAUAUGAUGUAGACCGAUUUUUUUUUACAGGAAGCUGUGUUAUUUAUUUAAGGAUUUAAAUUAUUUAUUACAGUAACUAUAGUGACUAUGUUCAAUAUUCUGGUUGUUAAGUUUUGAUGUAUAUGUGCAUAACAUAAAUAUGUGCUUCUAGUUAUUCACAUAUUAUAUCAUAUUAACUAUUACUAAGUAACUCUGGCAGUUUUCGUAUGUAAACAUUUUACAAAUUAUUUACAAAAAAUGUAUGUAUAAGCUUGUCGUGUUAUUUUCUAUGAAUCAUCUUUUGGCGAAAUAUUUCGAAAUUAAAAAAGCAUUACUACUUAUAUAUUUUUUUACUAACAAAUUUACUUUGUUACUUUUGUAUUACUGUAUUGUAUAUGCCUUUCUCCUGCUACGUUAUAGAUUUUUUUAUACAAAAAACUGGUUUAAAAAGUAAAUAUUGUCAUAAUUUUUGCACUUAAAUAAAAAUUUGAUGAAA